CACAAAAAUGUUAUUGAUGCAAUAUCUUUCUUGCGUUUACGUUUACAUAGGAGCAUCACUAGUUAUAUAAAGUAGCAAUAGAACACAAGUCUCAAAAUGGAAGAAAGUAAUCCUUUGGAACCGACUCCAGUUACUCUAUCGAAGAAGGGUCUUCGAAGUAAUGCAAGGGGUAGGCCGACAUCGGACAAAACUAUAAAGUUUACUCCACAGCCGAAAUCUAUAAUAUCGCGGUUAUUGAGACGAGUAAGGAAACAGAAUUGUGAUAAAAUUAUCAAAAGAAACCACUCUGGCAUUCACGUUUCUAAGAUUAACUUAAGUACGGAAGAUGUUGUUAAUUCUAAAACGGAGACAGUCCUGGAAGAACCCCAGUUAUCAAACACUUAUCAGAGUAUUCAAGGAUCUUACGCUGUUGAUGGGGAUGAUAAUCGUGAUAAUUAUAAGAAUAGUUUAAAUGCUGGAGAACAAAACGAUGUUCAGAAUAAUACAACACUUUGGGAUAAGAAGUGUGAAGAACCAACACCACUUGACAUCACUUGUUAUGUAUGCUCACAUAGAAGCAGCGGCCAACAAGCACACAGAAAGCAUUUAAGCAUUCACAGAAAUCAGCCCUACACCUGCAACUUUCCCGAUUGCAAGUACACCUGCAAGUUGUCCUGUAAUCUCAUCAAGCACAAAAGGAUACACACAUCAGAAAAACCAUUUCUUUGUGAUCAGUGCACAUUCAGAUCAAACUUUGCCAAUUCACUGAAAGUGCACAGAAGAAUUCACACAUCAGAAAGACCAUAUGGCUGCCAGCUCUGUAGUUACCGGUGCAACAGUAGUUCUAAUCUCAAGAAGCACUGUCGUCACAGACAUCGCAACAUUUCUUAGGAGAAAUUUUUUUUU
Cydia splendana is the source of this 885-nucleotide messenger RNA. RefSeq names its product zinc finger protein 271-like. Gene Ontology annotation, cellular component: nucleus. The transcript is spliced from 3 exons. Bases 97 to 870 code for a protein of 257 amino acids. Gene Ontology annotation, biological process: regulation of transcription by RNA polymerase II. The record is from RefSeq and is a predicted model, not a curated record. Lineage: Eukaryota; Metazoa; Arthropoda; Insecta; Lepidoptera; Tortricidae. Gene Ontology annotation, molecular function: RNA polymerase II cis-regulatory region sequence-specific DNA binding; DNA-binding transcription factor activity, RNA polymerase II-specific.